CAAUUUUACCCAAAUAUGUAUCGUCUCUCUCUUUCUCUAAAAACGAUCGAUUAGGGCGAAGGAGAAGAAGGGGCGGGGGCAAAAAUGGGUGGCGAAGGGAGAUCUCGGAAGAGGCGAUCGUCUCCAUCUCCGAAUCCCUCUCAAGACGACGAAGAGCGGAGCGCAAAGCACCGGAAGAGGAGGGACGAGAGAGAGAGGAAGGAGAAGGAGAAGAAGAAGAGUAAGAACAAGAGCGAGAAAUCGCGCGGGACCUCGAGGAAUCGGGAUGGGAAAGAGAAGAAAUCGAAGGAUAAGAGCAAGCGCAGCAGGAAAGAUGAUGAUUCAGAUUUCAAGGAGCUGUCGAAGGACGACUACUUCUCGAAGAACAACGAGUUCGCAACAUGGUUGAAAGAAGAGCGAGGGAUAUACUUCUCCGACCUCUCAUCCGACGCCGCCAGGGACCUCUUCUCGAAAUUCGUCAAAGAGUGGAAUAGUCGAAAUCUCGAAUCGCGGUACUACCAAGGCAUUGCCAGCGGAGUCCGCAGCGCCCACAAUUGGAAGAUCAAAACAUGAGAAACAGAUGCCGCCGAGCUUUUCUUUUUCGUGACUAAAAAUACAAACAAAAUCCCUCCUCGAUAUAUCGCAUGUUACACUUCAUCAUCUUGUACUCGGUUUUGAUUAUCUCGUCGCAGGAGUAAGGGGGUUGUAUCCAUUUUAGCCUCUCUUUUUUUCUAUUUUCAUUUUGUAACUUUUGUAGGAUUAGCUAUGCAUUUUAUGAUGUAUCUGAGCUUAGCAUCAACUUUUUCUUGUUUUUGUUCUUUGAACUCUCUCAUAGUUGAUGAAUACUCUUUGUGUAUUUCCUGCAGUAAUUUUGAUACAAUGAGAAUAUAACAGUGAUUCUAGUACCC
Molecule: messenger RNA, 887 nt
Organism: Ananas comosus (pineapple)
Lineage: Eukaryota; Viridiplantae; Streptophyta; Magnoliopsida; Poales; Bromeliaceae
Product: protein PXR1-like
Exons: 4
Coding region: 85-552 (155 amino acids)
Source: RefSeq, a predicted model, not a curated record